Molecule: messenger RNA, 1077 nt
Organism: Capsicum annuum
Lineage: Eukaryota; Viridiplantae; Streptophyta; Magnoliopsida; Solanales; Solanaceae
Exons: 5
Coding region: 1-1077 (358 amino acids)
Source: RefSeq, a predicted model, not a curated record
AUGGGGGACUGUAACUUGAAAUUUGCAAGAUUACGUGAUUAUGGUGAGAUGAUCAAACAAACCAAUCCUGGCAGUUCUUUUUGGUUGAGAAUGGACAGUGAAACUGGCCCAGGUAAAAAUUUGUUUGUUUAUUUCUAUGUGUGUCUUGAUACAUUGAAAAAAGGGUGGAUGAAAGGAUGUAGAAGAAUUAUAGGGUUUGAUGGGUAUUUCUUAAAGGGUGCUUGUAAGGGUGAACUUCUAGUUGCAGUUGGGAAGAAUGGAAACAAUCAGAUGUUUCCUAUAGCCUGGGCUGUUGUGGACAAGGAAACCGAGCAUAGUUGGAGUUUUUUUGUCAACUACUUGAAAGAGAAUCUGCAGUUGGGUACUGGAGCAGGUCUUACUGUGAUGGCUGAUAUGCAAAAGGGUUUUCAUGUUGCUGUUCUUGAAUUGUUACCAAAUGCUGAAAUUAGAAGAUGUGCUAGACACAUCUGGGCUAACUGGAGUCAAGAGUGGAAGGGAGAAGAGAGAAAAAAUAGUUUUGGAAAUGCUCAAAGGGAGUCAAGGGUUAGGGCAUUCUUUAAAGAGCAUUGUAAGUAUGAUGCUGCUAAGAAUAACAUGUGUGGGACCUUUAAUUCAUGGAUCGUAGUCCCUAAACAUAAAUCUAUCAUUACCAUGUUGGAGGAAAUUAGGAGAAAAAUCAUGAGUAGAACAGUGGAUAUGAUUAAGUUUUCCAAUACUUGGAUAUGUGAUAUUGCACCUAUGGCUAGACUUAUUUUGAAGGAGAAUAAGGAUAGGGCUAGGGCUUGCAAGAUGCUUUGGAAUGCUGAUGUUGGAUUUGAGGUUGGAGAAGGGGAGUAUAGGCAUACUGUGAACUUGAAUAAUAGAGUUAGAAGAGUGAAAAAAGCUACAACAUCUAUCUUUUGUGGUGAUACAAGAAUUCAUGUUACAGAAGGAAUCAAGAGUCAACUACCUCCUAGAAGUAGAGUAAUUAUUGGGCAGAAAAGGGGAAGAGUUGGAACCACAAAGGAUGUUGCUGAAGGUGGAUCAAAAAGGACUAAUGUUGUAGCUUCUCCUGCUCUUUCUCCAGUUGCUGGAUAA